Pipra filicauda (Wire-tailed manakin) is the source of this 1778-nucleotide messenger RNA. RefSeq names its product RAB3A interacting protein (gene RAB3IP). The transcript has 11 exons. Lineage: Eukaryota; Metazoa; Chordata; Aves; Passeriformes; Pipridae. The record is from RefSeq and is a predicted model, not a curated record. Gene Ontology annotation, biological process: exocytosis. Gene Ontology annotation, cellular component: Golgi to plasma membrane transport vesicle. The coding region runs from base 106 to 1491 and encodes 461 amino acids. Gene Ontology annotation, molecular function: guanyl-nucleotide exchange factor activity.
GCGGCGCGGCCCCGCCCCGCGGGUCGGCUGAGGGGACGCGGCGCGGCGGCGGCGGCCGCUGCUCUCCCGGGGCUCGGCAGGAUUUCAUAUGAUGAGGCUUUUAUUAUGGCCAGUGAUCCCUUGGAAGGCUUUCAUGAAGUGAACCUUGCUUCGCCUACUACACCAGAUCUUCUCGGAGUAAAUGAGCCAGGGACUCAGGAACAAACUACCUCACCCAGUGUCAUCUACCGACCACAUCCUUCUGUUGUGUCCUCCACGCCAAUCCAACCCAAUGCAUUAAGUGUUUCUGACCUCCCCACACAACCUGUUUAUUCAUCUCCCAGACAACUGAAUUGUGGAGAAUUAUCAGGUGUCAGCAUCAAUGUUACCGACGCAGUACUUUGUUCUACCUCUGGACCCCAGAGUGGGUCAUUCAAUCACAAUAAUGCCAGGAAGGAGAGCAAUAACGUAGAGAGAGAGUUUUUGCAGGGUGCUACAGUAGCAGAUGUUGCUGAAGGAAACGAAGAUAUUUUUGGGUUGAGUACAGACAGUUUAUCUCACUUACGGAGCCCAUCUGUACUGGAAGUAAGAGAAAAGGGCUAUGAGCGAUUGAAAGAAGAACUUGCGAAAGCUCAGAGGGAGCUGAAGUUAAAAGAUGAAGAAUGUGAAAGGCUUUCUAAAGUACGAGAUCAACUUGGACAGGAAUUGGAAGAACUUACAGCUAGUCUGUUUGAGGAAGCACACAAAAUGGUUAAAGAAGCAAAUGUCAAACAAGCUGCAGCAGAAAAACAGUUAAAAGAAGCACAAGGAAAGAUUGAUGUCCUCCAGGCUGAAGUAGCAGCAUUGAAAACACUAGUACUGUCUACUUCACCAACGUCUCCAACUAAGGAGUUUCAGUCUGGUGGAAAAACUCCUUUUAAGAAAGGCCAUGCAAGAAACAAGAGUACAAGCAGUGCUAUGGGUGGCAGUCAUCAGGACCUUACCAUGAUGCAGCCAAUUGUAAAAGACUGUAAAGAGGCUGACCUGUCUUUGUACAAUGAAUUUAGAUCUUGGAAGGAUGAACCUACUAUGGACAGAACAUGUCCUUUCUUGGACAAAAUUUAUCGGGAAGAUAUUUUUCCAUGUUUAACCUUCUCAAAAAGUGAGUUGGCUUCAGCUGUCCUGGAAGCUGUUGAAAACAACACUCUGAGCAUUGAACCUGUUGGCUUGCAACCUGUUCGAUUUGUGAAAGCUUCUGCAGUUGAAUGUGGGGGACCAAAGAAAUGUGCUCUCAGUGGACAAAGUAAGUCAUGCAAGCAUAGAAUCAAAUUAGGAGAUUCAAGCAGUUAUUACUACAUUUCUCCUUUCUGUCGUUACAGGAUCACUUCUGUGUGUAACUUCUUUACAUAUAUUCGAUACAUCCAGCAAGGACUGUUGAAGCAGCAAGAUGUGGAUCAGAUGUUCUGGGAAGUUAUGCAGCUGAGACGAGAGAUGUCACUAGCAAAACUUGGCUAUUACAAGGAAGAGCUCUAAGUCUUAUUACUCGUGUGCGUGCAUGGACUUCAUUGAAUAUACAUAACUAAAAUGGCUGAAUCUUUUUUUUGUCACUUGAUAUUUAUUUCCACAAAGUGGGUCCAAGAUCUUUCUCCUUUUGCAGAUGGCACUAAGAAGUACUGUGAUUGUUUUAAACUGACCUAUGCUGUAUAUGCGUACAUAUAAUAUUUAGUUGAACAAAUGUGGUAAACACUUGCAGGUGUAUUAGUGAUUGUAAUUUACAUUUAAAAACAGAAAUUCUGAUUAAAGUGUUAAUCUGAAACAGC